AUGGAUAACGACUCGAUAACAGAUAUUGCAUGGCCCGUAAACAUCGAAUCUAUGGUGAAAGCUGCAAAUCAACCAACCUUGAAUAAACAUAUAGAAAAACCAUAUUCGAAAAAAUAUCGAAGAUUUUGUGGUAUUGUUUAUUAUCCGUGUUCAUUACUGUGGCUGGCACUUUUGUUGUUACUUGCUCUUCUUCUUCUUGCGAUUAUUACUGCACUUUUAAUAGUUUUUAUUGCUAAGAAUAAGCAAGCUAAAGCAAUGCUAAUAGCAAUCAAUUCAACGGAAUCACUAAAUUAUACAACUGAAGCACUAAAUUAUACAACGAAUAUCACUGAACGAACGGUUAUCAAUGCAUCAGCAACAACAACAAUAAUGAUGGUGAAAAUGGCAGGAGAAAUGACAACUACCAUUCCAGGCACUACAAUAACUCCAAUUUCAUGUGGCCAAUCAUGCCUAAAUCAAUCAUGGAUUAGUUCUGCGGAUGGUAUUGCCAUGUGGCCAUUUGAUGAUUCAUACACUGACAUUGUUAGUGGUCACAAUGGGCUUCCUUCUGCGCAUCUUCCUACUUUUGUCCCCGGAUAUGUACGUCAAGCAGCUUCAUUUAAUGCGUCACAGCAACAAGCUAUGCAUACAUCAUUUAUUCCAUUGUAUGAUGUUAGUUUCACUAUCGAUGCAUGGAUUAAACCAACUGGAUAUCCGAAUUCAAAAGAUCACAGUAUUGUUGGUUUAUGUCCAUCCAAAAUAGUAAAUAAAUGUCUGCAUAUUAAUAUUCGUAAUAAGAAACUUUACUUUGGAUUUUAUAAUAAUGAUCUUCAAGGUCGUACGGAAAUCUUACUCAACCAAUGGAUACAUGUAGCAUUUUCUUUUGAUAAAGUAACAAGCAUACAAACUAUCUAUUUGAAUGGAUAUCUUGACGGACAACACAGGGCAUCAACUACAUUAGAAAUUUCAUCAGGCAAUUUUACAGUUGGCACUAAUGAAGGUGUAAACUUUGGAAGUGGCUAUUUUCAGGGCUACAUCGAUCAAUUAUCAAUCGCUCAACAAUUGAAAUCUUCUUGUGAAAUACUUGAUAUAGCAACAUUAGCUGCUCGUUUUAAAUUUGACAUACCAUCACCAUACAUUGAUUCGGGACCUAAUGCAGUAGCGACUACGUAUUUAGACACGUCGAUUGGCGCAGGCUAUUUUAAUCAAGCUAUAUCAUUUUCUGGUGCACCAAUGUCUUAUUUUCAAGCAUGGGGCUUGACUUCAUUGGGUAUUAGUAAUAGAGCAUUUUCACUUGUAUUUCGUAUUCAGCCUGAAGUAUUAUCUGGUACACUGGUUCAUCUAUCAACAUCAUCUUUAGGUACAGGACCUCAAUGUUUUCCAUUAUUGGGUUUUACUUCAAAUGGAGCAAUCGUUGCACAAGUUUUGCUCAGUGCUAAUACGGUUGUAUCAGCUACUGGUCCUAUUUUAUCUGUUUCGUCAACAUGGAUAGAAGUUGUUCAAACAUGGAGUUCAACAAAUGGAUUGAAACUCUAUGUUAAUAGUACGCUUGUUAGCUCUGUAGCAGCUUCAACAUUUCUCGGAAGUGAAAUAACACCUAACUAUUUAACAUUGGGCAAUUCUUUAAAUGGCCGUGAUGGUCGAUGUACCAAUGGCUUAGUCGGCCAGCCAGGCCCGUUUACAGGUGCAAUCGAUGAUUUUCGUGUAUACAGUCGCGAACUUACUCUGGAGGAUGUGUGCACUCUGACUUUUAUUAUUUGA
Rotaria socialis is the source of this 1740-nucleotide messenger RNA. The record is from the annotation of a GenBank genome assembly. NCBI's taxonomy places the organism in Eukaryota, Metazoa, Rotifera, Eurotatoria, Philodinida, Philodinidae.